AUGCCUAAAGCAAUACGUAAAAUGCUUGAAAAUGGAUAUUCUUACGACGAACCCGAUCGAAUGCCGAACAAUAUAAAUAUAACAUAUCUUGAUAUCUUCAUGUAUGUUGUUGCCAUUGUGGGCCAUUUUAUAGACUUAGGAUUAGACAUAAAUGUUGCCGUACAGUAUUGCUUAUCUCGUAAGAUGAUGGAAUUUGGUUGGACCUUGGUUUUUAUACUUUUACCGGCAUUUGUGAAUACAGCUGUUUCUGUUCGAAUGUACUCUCAAGACAAGCAGCAAGAUUCAUUAAGUAAUGAGUUCACAAAGAGAAAAUGGCUUCGAAUAUUCAUACUAGUACUUCAAAUGGCACCUAUUCUACGAUUUGCUGAUGCUCUCAUCUAUGCAAUCAAAUCUCGUCGAGCUGCCCAUAAACAUGAUCAGGCAUCCCAGAGAAUGUACUAUAGUUUAAUGCUAAAAGAGGAUUCAGAUGCAGCAUUACUUCGAAUAUUUGAAUGCUUUUUAGAAGCAGCCCCACAACAAGUUUUACAGACCAGUUUACUGUUGCGACAGUAUGAUCAGCUGGCUAUACACCAACUGCUAUCUAUCUGCUCAUCAAUUGUGGGCAUGGGAUGGUGUCUUGCAGCUUAUCAGCGAGCCGUGCGAUACGCACAGCAAAAUAAAAACAAUAUUACGUGGUAUGGCACUGCAUUACAAGUGGCCUGGCAUUUCUUGGUUACAUUGAGCCGAAUCACAUCAAUAUCAAUAAUAGCCUACCUCUUUCCUUACUGGACUGUUCUUGCCUGCACUAUACAUAUUCUCAUCAUGACAACUUGGUUACAAUUAGUUGACCAAUCAACAUUUUGCUCUCAAAAUAAAUUAGCUGAAUUCUUUUUCUCUCUAGCAUUAGGAGCAGUAUACUUAUUUACAUAUAUUUUACCAGUUGAAGGCCGCACAAGAUAUAGAUAUGCCUUAUACUACACUAUAUGUGGAAUACAAAAUGUUAUAUGUGGUAUAUUAUGGUUUUUAUUUGUAGAUGAGGAAAUGAGAAUAUCAAUAUAUUUUUAUCCAGUUCUAGUUACAAGCAUUAUUCCAUACAUGUUAGGUUUAGUCUUUAUGUUGAUGUACUAUGGAUGCUUCCACCCAAAAGUUAGUGUUACUUUAUCGGUUUCUUUUAAAGGUGAUGAUGUGGAAGUAAGUUAA
Messenger RNA from Pieris macdunnoughi, 1179 nucleotides. The record is from the annotation of a GenBank genome assembly. NCBI's taxonomy places the organism in Eukaryota, Metazoa, Arthropoda, Insecta, Lepidoptera, Pieridae.